Molecule: messenger RNA, 7729 nt
Organism: Sceloporus undulatus (fence lizard)
Lineage: Eukaryota; Metazoa; Chordata; Lepidosauria; Squamata; Phrynosomatidae
Product: multidrug resistance-associated protein 1-like
Exons: 28
Coding region: 84-3932 (1282 amino acids)
Biological process (GO): transmembrane transport
Cellular component (GO): membrane
Molecular function (GO): ABC-type transporter activity; ATP hydrolysis activity; ATP binding
Source: RefSeq, a predicted model, not a curated record
GGAGGCUGGCUGGAGCAGGGCCCGGCCUUCCAGCCCAGGAAGAAGCGGAGGCAAGGCAAAGGAGCUCUUGGUCGUUGGCGGAGAUGCCGGGAGGAAGGCAGGGAGGACGGAAGAAAUGCAGUCCUGAAGAAAAUGCUUCCUUUUACAGCAAGCUAACAUAUUCCUGGUUCAGCAGACUUAUGACUUUAGGCUACAAGAAACCAUUGGAAAGGGAAGACCUAUUUGAACUAAAUGAAAGUGAUUCAGCCUACAAUGUAUGUCCAGUUUUUGAAAAGCAAUGGAGAAAGGAAAAUUUUAAGUCAACCAAGGUCAUAAAGACUCCUGCAUAUAAAGAUGUGACGAAGAAGCCAGUUUCCCCAAAGCCAUCUCUUCUUUCACCACUUUGGCAGACAUUUAAAUUGGUAUUGGUCAAGGUUGCAGUUCUAAAAGUCGCAGCUGACAUUUUAGCCUUUACAAGCCCACAGAUUAUGAAAGAAAUGAUUCUACAAUAUGAACAUCAUUCUGAUUCAUACUCAAACGACUAUGGAUAUGCCCUAGCUCUGUUCCUUGUGGUGAUUCUGCAGACACUUGUCCAUCAGGUUUACCACCGUCUUAACAUCCUUACUGCUGUAAAAAUUAAGACAGCUGUUGUUGGACUUGUAUACAAAAAGGCCUUAAAUUUAUCCAGUUCUUCCAGACAAAAAUAUACAACUGGUGAAAUAGUUAACCUGAUGUCUGCAGAUAUCCAGCAACUCAUGGAACUGACCCUCAACCUCAAUCUCUUAUGGUCAGCCCCUUUCCAGAUCCUGCUGGCCAUCAUCUUCCUUUGGCAAGAACUGGGACCUUCAGUAUUGGCUGGUGUUGGUGUGCUAUUUUUGGUCAUACCUAUCAAUGCUUUUUUUGCUGCCAAACUGAGGCAACUCAAGAAAAACCAAAUGAAGAAUAGUGACCAACAAAUUAAACUCCUAAAUGAAAUUUUGCAUGGAAUAAAGAUUCUCAAACUAUAUGCAUGGGAGCCAUCAUACCAGAGAAAGAUUGUGGAAAUUCGAGAAUGUGAAAUAGAUGUUUUGAAAUCAACCGGAUACCUGACAACUUUGUCCAUGCUGACAUUGACUUGUAUCCCCUUCCUGGUCUCUUUGGCUACAUUUGGAGUGUAUUUUCUGUUGGAUGAAGAAAAUAUUUUAACUGCAGCGAAGGUGUUUACUUCUCUCUCCCUAUUUAAUAUUUUGCGACUGCCUUUGUUCGAUUUGCCUACAGUAAUAUCUUCAGUAGCUCAGACAAAGGUUUCCCUGAGUCGUAUGGAAGAUUUUUUGUCUUCUGAAGACCUUGACCCUCAAAACAUUAACACAGACUGUGCUGGAGAUUAUGCAGUUAGAUUUGUUAAUGCCUCUUUCUGCUGGAAGAAGAUUGGAGCCUCGACUUUAAAUAAACUGAACCUAGAGAUUCCAGAAGGUUCUUUGGUUGUUGUUGUGGGCCAAGUUGGAGCAGGGAAAUCUUCUCUCCUUUCUGCUAUUCUGGGAGAAAUGGAAAAAACUGAAGGAACUGCUCAGAGAAAAGGCUCAGUGGCUUACGUUUCUCAGCAAGCCUGGAUACAGAAUGCUACUGUGCUAGAAAAUAUACUCUUUGGCUCAGAACUGAACCAGCUGAGUUAUGAAAGGGUUUUGGAGGCCUGUGCUUUGUUGCCAGACUUGGACCAGUUACCGACUGGGGAUCAAACAGAAAUUGGAGAAAGGGGUAUAAAUAUAAGUGGUGGCCAAAAGCAGAGAGUAAGCCUGGCGAGAGCUGUGUACAGCAAUGCUGACAUCUACUUACUGGAUGACCCUUUGUCUGCUGUAGAUGUCCAUGUUGGAAAACAUCUUUUUGAGAAAGUGAUUGGAUCCACAGGCUUACUGAAAAACAAGACUCGUGUUCUAGUGACUCACAACUUGACAUUGUUACCUCAGACAGACUUCAUAGUUGUGAUGGAAGAUGGGAGAAUUACUGAAAUGGGGAGUUAUAAAGAGCUGCUCUCUAAAGGAGCAAAUUUUGCCAAACUGGUUCUGACCUUUGGUGGAGGAAAGGAAGAUGAAGAGACAUCCUCACUGUCAAAAUCUUGUCCCAAAGAUAUUAAAAUAAAAGACUACACCUUACCAAAGAAAAUGCAAUAUCUGGAACAUAAAGAUAGGAGCAUGUUCUCAAUGAAAAAGGAAAAAGUUGCUGUUGGCGCUGUGAAAAUGUCAGUUAUUUUGAAAUACUUACAAGCUUUUGGCUGGUUGUGGAUGUGGCUAACCAUAGCAGCUUGCUUAGGUCAAAAUGCUGUAGCCAUAGGACAAAAUAUGUGGCUCAGCACAUGGACAAAAGAUGCAAAAGAAAUUAAAGAUUUUACGGAAUGGAAACACUUAAGAAACUACAAGCUCAGUAUCUAUGGGCUUUUGGGAUUCAUACAAGGUCUUACAGUUUGCUGUGGUUCAUAUGUCGUUACUAGAGGAUUGGUCUGUGCCUCUCGGGCACUGCAUCGCCAGAUGUUACAUAAUGUGCUGCGUCUUCCACUCCAGUAUUUUGAAACAAAUCCUGUAGGUCAAAUCAUCAACAGGUUCACCAAGGACAUGUUUAUAGUUGAUAUACGUUUCCAUUAUUAUCUACGGACUUGGCUGAACUGUACCCUGGAUGUUGUUGGAACGAUACUUGUAAUUGUGUUUGUAUCACCCCUUUUCAUACUGGUGGUGGUUCCAUUGGGCUACUUGUAUUUCACUAUCCAAAGAUACUAUAUAUCUAGCUCCCGUCAAAUCCGACGUCUGGCUGGAGCUUCACAGUCACCUAUAAUUUCACACUUUAGUGAAACACUUCUGGGUGUAUCUACUAUUAGAGCAUAUGGACACGAGGAAAGAUUUAUUGCUCAAAACAAAGAUGUGAUCAAUGAAAACCUGGUUUGCUUCUACAACAAUGUAAUCGCAAACAGAUGGCUAGCUGUCAGACUUGAAUUUCUGGGCAACUUGAUGGUAUUUUUUGCUGCACUGUUUGCAAUGUUUGCUGGCAACAAGAUAGAUUCUGCCACAAUGGGAUUAUCAAUUUCCUAUGCACUAAAUAUAACUCAGAGUUUGAAUUUUUGGGUUCGAAAAGCAUGUGAAAUUGAAGCCAAUGGAGUCUCUAUUGAGAGGGUUUGUGAAUAUGCUAAAAUAGACAAAGAGGCCCCCUGGAUACUAUCCAACAGACCACCUGUAGGAUGGCCCAAUGAAGGAGUGAUACAAUUUGUCAAUUACCAAGUUCGGUACAGAUCAGAUCUAGACUUAGCUCUACAGGACAUAUCUUUUCAAAGUCACAGUGAAGAGAAGAUUGGAAUCAUUGGAAGAACAGGAGCUGGAAAAUCAACACUCACCAACUGUUUGUUUAGAAUCCUGGAAAGAGCUGGAGGCAAAAUAAUAAUAGAUGGCAUUGACAUAGCAACAAUUGGUUUGCAUGAUCUACGUGGUAACCUCAACAUUAUUCCACAGGACCCAGUCUUGUUCUCAGGGACACUCCAGUCCAACUUGGAUCCACUUGGAAAAUAUUCUGAUCUUGAACUAUGGGAAGCACUAGAAUUAUGUGACUUGAAAAAUUUUGUACAGUCACUUCCAAAGAAGCUUCUUCAUGAAAUAUCAGAGGGUGGUGAAAACCUAAGUGUGGGACAAAGACAGCUUGUUUGCCUUGCUCGUGCUUUGUUGCGGAAGACAAAAGUAUUAAUCUUGGACGAAGCGACAGCAUCAGUUGACAUUGAAACAGAUAAUCUAGUGCAAGCUACAAUCCGGAAAGAAUUUCGCAACUGCACAGUGCUAACCAUUGCUCACAGACUACAUUCGAUAAUGGAUUCUGAUCGGGUGCUUGUUCUGGACUCUGGAAGGAUUGCUGAAUUUGAUACUCCAGCCAGAUUGUUACAACAGAAAGGCAUGUUUUAUGAAAUGGUGUCCAAAGCUGGAAUACUGCAAGAAGACAGCUAAUGUUUUUGGAACAUUGUGUGUACAUGUUUUCUCUGAAUUCUACUAGAGGAAUAGUGUCAGUAAUUAUUUCAUUUCAUAAUGAAGACAGUGAUUUUAAGCAAGGGGUAGGAGUAGGGCAAAGAACAGUAAACUGAACUGACUACAGUAAAGUUUUAAUACAAAGUAUAUGUGCCUUUAUAAAUUAUUGAUGUUAUUAGUGUUAGAAUGAAUACACCAGAUUUAUGAUAUCAGAAUGGUCAUGGUGUGUCAUGACUUUGCUUGGACUACAGUUCUGGAUUGCCUUCCAUAGAUUGAUUACUGUUCUCUAUAUAUUAAAUGCUGAAGGGCAUAUCAGUGAUAAAACAGGGAUCAAUAGAGUCCUGUUGGCGAUCUGUAAACAAAGUGUGGAUAGCCUCUUUGUGGAGAAGGGCCUUAUUUCGUUGGCAAAAAUUCAUUGGAGGCUCCACUCUCUGGGUCCAAACUGGAUGAGGCCAAUGCCCUGUCCAUUGCUCUAUGCACAUAGCAUUUACUCCCUGUUGAAAGUGCAAAUCAAGCAUUUUCUUAAAGAAUUCCUUGUCUCUGUAUUCAGGUAGUGGGGGAACUGUUCCCCACAUAUUUAGGAAGGGACAAGCUUGAAAGAAUGGAGCCAGCAGGAUCAGCACUUCCAAAGGGUACUGCCACUCCUGCCCUGGCAGAGAUAGGACCACCUUUGAAGGCAGUUCCUGUGACAGGGAUAAGCUCAAAAGACAAAUAUAGCACCAAGUCUCAUUUGUAAGGAUACUGUAUCACUUUAGCUAGUAUCCAGGCACAAUGCACAAGUUUACACAUCCAUUUCCCUGCUUGCUUGUCAGUCUCUCUCUGCACUAGAAAUUAGUAGAAAGAACAGCUCUGAAAGAGUUUGGUCUUAAGAUAUUUAAUCCAGUUCUUGCUGGCUGUGCCACUUGUCCUUUCUUCCCAGCUGUAUCAUGGCUCAGUAGUGGACUUCAGGAUCAUAGGUUACUUUAAGGGAUGUGGUGGCUCAGCAGUUAAGAUGCUGAUGACUGUAAGAUUGGCAAGUUGGCAGUUCAAGGCUCAAGUGCUGUGUAACAGAGUGAGCUCUCAUCACUAGUCCCAGCUUCUGCCAAGUUAGCAGUUGUAAAGUAUAUAAAAGUACAAGUAGAUAAAUAGGUAUCACCUUGGUGGUAAGGUAACAGCAUUUCCUGCGGUCAUGCUAGCCACAUGAUCAGUCUUUGACAGCUUAGUAAUGGAGAUGAGCACUGCCCCCUUCUCAGACAUGACAAGUGAAAACCUUUACUUUUAUGUUGCUUUUAAAUGUGCCCUUCACUACAUCAGAGACACAUGUCCAUCUAUAGCCAAGAUAAGAUUUUAUUUGGGAAGGCUAAUCUAUCUUGAAAUCUCAGCACUGUCAAAGUAACACAUUGGACAGCUUAUCUAAUCAUAGGAUGCUCCUGUCAUUAGGCAGUAGCACCUUUACAGUAAGUCACUUGGAAAGUUAGGAAGACAUUGUGGCACAGGCUUUCAUAUACUAAAAUCUACUGACAUUGAGAGAAUCUUGAUGUCUAAUCAAUUUACAGUUGCUGAUCAUUUACAGUCUCUCACAAUGAUUAUAGUAGUUCCAGUGAACUCUGAAGGUACCUAUUGAGAGACCAUAUCUCUGCAUACGAACCUGCUGGAACCCUAAGAUCUUCUGGAUCUUUCUCUCAGUCCCUCCACCAUCACAGGCUCCCCUGGUGAGGACAUGAGAGUGAGUCUUCUUGGUGGCUGCUUCUGCUCCCUGGAAUGCCCUUCCAUAAGAAGCAACGCUGCCCCCCUCCUUGCUUGCCUUUCAUCGGCAAGCAAAAACAGCUUUAUUCAGGCAGGCUUUCGAUGUAUAAUCAUGGGGUGGCUUGGGUGAUGGGUAGGUAUCAUGGUUUUAAUGUGUUUUUAAUGUCUGUAAUUUUAUUUUAUUAGAUGAUAAUUUUAAUUGUUUUAUUGUAACAUAUUUUUAGAAUGUUUAUUUGUGAGCUGCCAUGGGUCCCUUUAGGGAGAAAGGCAGGAUAGAAAUCAAAUCAAAUAAAUAAAAUUAGCUAAGGAUGAAGUAGCAGCUACAACAAUGUCUUUUGUUGUUCUUGUGCUAUAACAGAAGUGGGGAAAGUAUAGCCUAUGAGACACCCAUGACAAAUUGAUCAGUUCUCACCCCCAAGUUGCAUUGGUGACCCCACAAGUAAGCAAAAAUAACUCCGAAGUUCAUUGAAGUCCCUUUCAAAUAACCAGAAAUGUUGUUACAACACUUCUGAGUGGUGUUCUGAGGAUACAAAAAAUUCCAGGUAUUUUGGUGCACUGACAAGCUGUGCCCAGAAGUAGAUGGGUUGGGGGCAAGUUCAUGCAGCUGUUCACCUGUUUCAGUUGGUCAGAAUAGUAGUUUGUAAAGGGACACUGUAUGAGUAUGCAUAUGUAAGAGACUCCUAAGUUCAUUGUUGCAUGGUUUAAUCACUAUUAUUUGAAUAUCUGAAUUAACUUGGUAAUAUUGCAAGACGGGGAUAUAUAACUCAAAAUAAAAUGCUAGAAACUAGAAAAAGCCUUUUAUUUUAAUACAAAAAGCCCAGUUCAUAUAUGCAUUCUCCAAAGGCAGGAGGCCAUGUUUUUCAUCUAGAAAAGAUGUUUCACAGUCUUCAUCCAUUUUCUGUGUUGCAAUUCAGUAGCAACUGUAGCAGCAGCAAAAAAUAGUGAGUCAACAUAUUAAGAUUCAAAGGAAGGCAUGGAAGGAAGUGUAAGUCUUGUUUUCCAUAAACAGCAUAAUUUAACAGAAAUCCAUGAGAGCAAUUGAAUACUUAAGCAUGUUCUUUUUCUUUAAAUGGCAGUAGCCUGGAAAACAUAAUUUUACUAUAAUUCUUUCAUCUGAAAAAUAUAUGGUCAUACCAUGGUUUAAGGUCUUGCUAUUCCAAGUGGUGGCCAAAAUCUAUUUAACUCUGUAAAAAUAAUCUAACUCUGCAACUAAAUCUCAAAGCAACCAGUCCAAUUCUACAAAUUACUACAGAAACACAGGUAGCUCGGGUUUCAGGAUGCUGGGAAGAAUGCUCCCACUUCAUCUGCCAGCAUUAGGAGCACUUAGCAAUUGCAAUAACAAGUACAUUUCUGUACUGCUUAUCAGUGCACUUAAGCACUCCAUAAGCAGUUUAUAAUGUGUAAGCUAAUUGCCGCCAACAGGCUGGGUACUCAUUUUACCAACCUUGGAAGAAUGUAAACCUGAGUUGAGCUUGAGCCCUUUGAAUUCGCAACGUUGCGGUUUGUGACUGAGUGGCUGCAUUUAACCACUAGAGCUCCUCAAGAUGCCUUGGACUUCAGUUUCCAGAAGCCCAAUCAGCACAGACAAUGGCAAGGAAUGACAGGAGUUAUAGUCCAAACUGUUUGCAUGGCCAAAGGUACCAUUUAAUGGUAAGAGGGAAAAGCAAACAAAUCUAUCCUGCUUCCUAUACACAGAAGCCUACCUGAACUACCUGUGCAAAUAUGUAUUUGCAAAAUAGCUGUUAAAUAAAAUCCUUAGAAUUUGGCCCAACAGAGACGAUUUCCCUGUUGUUCUUCAGAAAUCCACAAGAAAUGGAUUUUUAUUCCUGCUAAAUGUGAGUUUAAAAUACAAAAGUUGUUCCCUGGGUGAUAAUCUUCUCCACUUUAACUAAGAAAAUAAAAUAAAAUUAGCCUGUUACCCAUAUUUGAUGCAUGUUUCAUGGUAUAACUCUUAACAUGUUUGGGCUACAUAAAAUAAUUACAUGGUAACGAAAGAUUCUAGCUUAUUAUAAAGUAGAUAAUAAUAAUAAUGAAUAAACAAUGUUUACGAUAAA